Messenger RNA from Lolium rigidum, 413 nucleotides. Its product is annotated as calcium-binding protein PBP1-like. The coding region runs from base 1 to 333 and encodes 110 amino acids. NCBI's taxonomy places the organism in Eukaryota, Viridiplantae, Streptophyta, Magnoliopsida, Poales, Poaceae. The transcript has a single exon. Gene Ontology annotation, molecular function: calcium ion binding. The record is from RefSeq and is a predicted model, not a curated record.
AUGGGCGAAGACAAGGGAUCCUCCGUGCAAUUUGAUGACUUCCUGCCAUCGAUGGCGAGGAAACUCGGCGUGGAGGGGCUGAUCGAGGAGCUUUGCAAGGGGUUCCAGCUGCUCAUGGACACCCAGACCGGCAAGAUAACCUUCCAGAGCUUGAAGAGGAACGCGGCCAGGCUGGGCCUCGGCGAGCUCCGGGAUGACGAGCUCCAGGAGAUGAUGAGGGAGGGGGACGUAGACGGUGAUGGCGUCCUGGAUCAGAUGGAGUUCUGCAUCCUCAUGGUCAGAUUGAGCCCUGAGCUGAUGGAGGAAGAGUCGUAUAGGAUGUUUGAAUGUUGAUGUAGUUUGAUACUUGUUAGUACUUUGCAUACAAUAGAGUAUAGUGAUCGCAAUCAAUACAUAGAUCAAGUGUUUCUGCA